Dacryopinax primogenitus is the source of this 765-nucleotide messenger RNA. RefSeq lists its product as uncharacterized. NCBI's taxonomy places the organism in Eukaryota, Fungi, Basidiomycota, Dacrymycetes, Dacrymycetales, Dacrymycetaceae. The transcript has 2 exons. The record is from RefSeq and is a predicted model, not a curated record. Bases 4 to 765 code for a protein of 253 amino acids.
ACGAUGCCAACGUACUAUCCCUCUAUACCGGAAGAGCUUGGAGAAUGGGCAAUGCGACAGCCUCUCUUCUGGGUCGCCUCCGCUCCUCGAGCAGGCCAACACAUCAACCUCUCCCCCAAAGGCUACGCGACAUUCGCAGUCCUCGGGCCUAACCUCGCUGCCUACCUGGACCAUACAGGCUCAGGAGCAGAGACCGCUGCUCAUCUGUACGAGAAUGGUAGGAUCACCCUCGGUUGGUGCUCGUUUGAGAAAGGCCCUAGGAUCAUGAGGAUCUGGUGUAAGGGCAGAGUGGUGGAAGUGCAGACGAAAGAGUUUGACGAUCUGAUGAGGAAGAUCAAAGCCGUACAGAAACGACUGGGUGUUGACCUGGGUUAUGGAGAACAGGCGGACGGCGUGAGAGCUAUCGUGGUGCUCGAAGUUUUCAGAUGCGGGACGUCUUGCGGAUACGGAGUCCCCUUGUUCGAUGGUACCUUCUCCGAGCGUCCUACGAUGGACGACUUCGUCACCAAGCUGGUGGCGAAGAAUGGACUAACCAAGUAUCGCACAGAAUGGAACGUGCGGUCGCACGAUGGGCUCACUGGCCUUCGACAGGCGCGACGGGAAGGGGGGAAGUGGCUCCCUCUGGGAGAGAUGGUCGCUUGGAUGAGGAUGAUGUGGGGGUUGAGGGAUGCCGUACUUUUGGGUAUUGUGCUCGGUGUGUUGGGUAUGGUGCUAUUGGGGAAGGUGCAGGCGAUGGGAGGGUUACGAGCGUUGAUGGUCCUCUGA